Malaya genurostris is the source of this 2997-nucleotide messenger RNA. Its product is annotated as putative sodium-dependent multivitamin transporter. Bases 705 to 2474 code for a protein of 589 amino acids. Gene Ontology annotation, molecular function: symporter activity. Lineage: Eukaryota; Metazoa; Arthropoda; Insecta; Diptera; Culicidae. The record is from RefSeq and is a predicted model, not a curated record. The transcript is spliced from 7 exons. Gene Ontology annotation, cellular component: membrane. Gene Ontology annotation, biological process: sodium ion transport; transmembrane transport.
CUCUUGCCCGAGUAGCAUGUAGAUUUUGGUUGUUGUGGAUUCGUACGAGUGCGGUUUGCACGAGUUAACAAGUUUUAUUUAUAAUUUCCAUACUUCCCCUACAGCACGCGGUCGUUUCUGUUGCCUGCGAAACAAUUUGGUCGGUUAUUAAGUGAAUUUUAAUUGACCACGGUGGUGAUUCGGACUGCAACAUUGUUGCACAGUUAGCCAGAAAAACCAAAAUAAAAUUUCUUUUUCACGCAGCUUUCGCGAAAGCAUUUGUAAAUCUUGUGCAACAAACAAAAACAGUGCCCGUCAGAAGGAAAACAUAGAGAAAUUCCGACAGCAAAAAUGUGCCGACGUCAUUAAAAAUUAAAACGACAAAAAUGAUUUUGAGGCUGAUCCCGAGUUUAACCUCAAAUUCGUCGCCGAAUGCGAUGGGCACCGCUACUUCGUCUGCUGUGGUGGUCAGAUAAUGACUGAUUGUGAUUCAGUGUGUGUUUUGUGUUUGUGUUUUUGAGGUUUCUUUACCGUCUGCCUUCAUUUUCUGACGCUUCGCCAAGUACCUCUUAUUAAUUGCACACGUCGCGACGCUAGGAAAGCUCCGUUAUUUACACGACGGGAGUUCCAGGUUUAGUUCGGUCUAACGACACCUUUUCGGAACGUUAAGUUACAUAACUUCAAUUACACUGUGCUGCGGGUGCUGUAUAUGAUUAACUCCAAACAUGAGUUCGUUCGGCGUGUGGGACUACGCGGUGCUCGUGAUCGUACUGUUGGUGUCGGCCGGCAUCGGCGUUUACUAUAGGUUUUCCGGCGGCAAACAGAAAACCACCACGGAAUAUCUGCUCGCCGAUCGAAACAUGUCUAUUUGGCCGGUUUCGUUUAGCCUUAUGGCCAGCUUCAUGUCGGCCAUCACUCUGCUGGGAGUAUCCAACGAAAACUACCAGUUCGGAACGCAAUUCGUGGUGAUCAACCUAUCGUAUGGUUUGGCUACCCCGAUUGCAGCCUAUCUAUUCCUGCCGGUGUUCUUCAAACUGGAAGCAAGCAGUGCCUACGAAUACCUGGAGAUGCGUUUCGGCAAAAAGACCCGAUUGGUAGCCUCGUUAGCGUAUCUAUUGCAAAUGAUUCUCUACAUGGGCAUUGCGGUGUAUGCUCCGGCGCUGGCGCUCGAGGCCGUCACCGGUUUGGACCAAGUCUAUUCCAUCCUGACGAUCGGAAUCAUAUGCACAUUCUACUCGACGAUCGGCGGUAUGAAAGCGGUGCUAUUCACGGAUUUGUUCCAGUCGUUCCUGAUGUUUGCCGCGAUCUUCGCGGUAAUUAUCUGUGCAGCGAUUGACGCCGGUGGACUGGACAAAAUUUGGGAAACUGCUGAAAAAGGUGGCCGAUUGGAGUUUUGGAAUUUCGAUCCAGAUCCAACGACUCGUCAUACCUGGUGGUCUCUGGUUAUCGGAGGAAUGUUUACCUACCUAUCGCUGUACGCAGUUAAUCAGACGCAAGUUCAACGACUUAAAACCGUCAAGGAUCUUAAGUCGGCCCAACGGGCACUAUGGCUGAACUGGCCAAUACUUUCGUUGUUAAGUUUAACAACCUCGUUCAGUGGCCUUGCAAUUUACUACUACUACAGUACCUGCGACCCGCUGAAACAACAACGAAUAAAAGUUCGGGACCAAACGAUGCCACUGUUCGUAGUGGAUGCCAUGGGGGACAUUCCUGGCCUACCAGGUCUCUUCGUAUCGGGGAUAUUCUCCGCAAGUCUGUCUACUGUUUCGGCUGCACUCAACUCACUAGCCGCCGUUACUUUGGAGGACUAUUUGAAACCGCUAUAUGCAAAAAUCAUGAAACGCCCGCUUCCGGAUAUGCAGUCCAGUUUUCCGACCAAGGUAAUGGCAUUCAUAUACGGGAUCAUCUGCUUGGCGGUUGCCUUCAUCGCCCAGUUCAUGGGAGGUGUUCUGCAAGCUUCGCUGACAAUCUUCGGAGUCGUCGGUGGGCCACUGUUUGCACUGUUUUCUAUGGGAAUGUUCACCAAACGGGCAAAUCAAAGGGGAGUUAUUACCGGUCUGCUGAUAGGCAUGUCAUUUUCUCUCUGGAUUGGAUUUGGUCAACCGAAACCACCACUUAAAAUGCUGGACUUUUCUGUAGAAGAUUGCAGUCGCUUCGGUGGAUACAAUUCUUCCACAAUCUCCCCGAUCAUCAGAGCACCCGAAUCGGACUAUUUCUAUCUGUAUCGAUUGUCGUACCUGUGGUCAGUUGUUCUGGGAUAUCUGGUAACGUUCGUAAUCGGAUACAGCACCAGUUUACUUCUGAGAAGCAUCGGUUAUCAAGGAACAGAACGAAUUUAUCUAGACAACGAUAGAGUUUACAUAAACACCGAUCUAUUUUCACCUCCUAUAGCGAAAAGAAUAAAACGAAGUCUUGCUAAGCACAUUGAAAAUGGAGGCGAGAUCGAGAUCACCAAACCCAAUGGCAAUCUAAAAGCUAACCUCAGUCACCUUUAAAAAAUCAACACAUUGAACAUCUUUAGUUUGUAACAUAACUUCAUGCAGUACCUUCUGAGUUGGGUCACAACAAAUCUGUUUCGAUUAUACGUAUUCUACGAAUGACUGGUGCAUUUGUGUGUGAUCUCCAUCCAGCCUCUUAACCCUCCCCAAUCGAUAGCAACUGCUCAAUGUAGGCACACAACUUAAAAACAGAAUCUAUACCGACAGCCAAAGGUACAGUUCAACUAGCCUGCGAAAGAUAGCAUGCGAAUCAAACUGAAGUCUUCCAAGAUACAAUAAAGUUAGUGAAACUGUUGUUAGUAUUAGGCACAAACUUAUGUUUACUUAAGAAAUUGAUUGAAAAGAUGUAAAGUUGUCUAAUUUAUUGUUACUUUACCGUAUUAGUUGCCAAUAGACGCAAGUGAGAGAGCUUAUUGUAAAACUAGCUCAGCAUUGUUUAAUUAAGUGAUGUAAAUAUACAGCAAUGGUCAAAUAUUGUCGAACAAAUAAAAAUUGGAUAUACAGGUGUGUAAUAAGCCAA